AUGAACUAAUUGAUUUAAUAAGAGGAUUUUCAGUAAGAGUAAAUGGAUAAUAAUCAAAAUUUAGAAUAGUUAUAAUAACAAAAUGAGGAUGAGGAUUAAAAAUAAUCAUAAAAUCAAAAUGUUUAGUAAGAUCAAAACGAUGGUUUAGAUUAAGUUGAAGAUUGUUAAGAUUAAUAGAAAAUACAAGAAAUAGACUAAUAAAAUAAUUAGAAAUAAGAAGAAAAUGUUGAAACUAAAAGGAUUGCAACUUAAGGAGAAAUGGAAACUACAACUUAAAGAAAAGAUUAGAAUAGACGAUUAGAAACUGAAAAGUAAUAACGAGUUAAAACAACUACUGAAAGGACAUUUAAAACACUUGAAUAGGUUUAUAAUAAAAGAAAUUCAAGCUCAUUUCUAUAUUUAAGAACAGCUGAAUAAUUUGAUACCAGAAUAAUUCAUGAUUAAAUUAAUAGAUCUCAUGCAAAAUAAUAAUACACUUUUUCAAAAGCUUAAAGAUUUUCUAAGCCUAAAGAAAGUUAUUGUUCAAUGCAAUUCUAUGAUUCAUAGUAUAUAGUAAUAUUUAUUAUAGAAUUUAAACAUAAUUAAGUAAAAGAUCUGCAGCAUUAGGUUUUGGAAUUAAAUCUGAUUUCACAAAACGGGAUAAAUAUAUUCCAGGUCCUACAGAUUAUAAUAUCAAAUUAUAACCUAAACCAGGAGUCAAAUUUGCUUAUGGAAGGGAUGAAACACUUUCUAAAGGUCUUCAUGGUAGACCUAAUACUAAUCCUGCCCCCAAUUUAUAUUAAGUUAAAGAUAUCAUUACUACAUAUAAAUAUUCUAUGGGAGAAAGGACAUCAGCCAAACGUAUACUUAUAUUUAUAUUUAUUAGACAUUUACCUUGAAUCAACAACUCCUGCUCCAGGUAGAUAUAAUGUAGGUGGUUUCAGUUAAAAAGGAAACUAUUUUAUAGGCAAAUAUAAAAGUAGUGGAGCACCUGUUAUUUCUCCAUCUACUGCUUAAUCUCAAAGAAUUAAAAAGGUUCCUGGCCCUGGAACUUAUGAUCCACCUGGAGAUAUAGGAGACCCAAGAAACUAUUUACCUUCAUAAUAUUCUACUAGAAGUGGAAAUCGAUUUGGUUAUUAAGAAAGAUAGACAUAAGAGAUUAAAAAUAAAUUAUGUAAUUAAAUCAUUCAUCAUAAGUUCCUGGUCCUGGCACAUAUUAAAUUCCAUCUGAAUUUGGUGAUUUUGAAUUCCCACCGGCAUUUUGA
Messenger RNA from Paramecium pentaurelia, 1244 nucleotides. The record is from the annotation of a GenBank genome assembly. NCBI's taxonomy places the organism in Eukaryota, Ciliophora, Oligohymenophorea, Peniculida, Parameciidae.